GAAGAGACAUUGCUACAGCAGCGGGCUCUAAUCACCACAGUCCUAGCCACCGAGCCAGGGAGGCACAAGCACCCAGACUUACCAGUGCAGGCACAAGAACCCUUGUGACACCAGGGCACACAAACACACAAGGACAAACACAGGCUAUUCAAUAAGGGCUUUAACCAUGGGAGGAAAGUUGAGCAAGAAGAAGAAGGGGUACAAUGUUAAUGAUGACAAAUCAAAAGAUAAGGACAAAAAGGCAGAUGAAGCCAAUACAGAAGAAGAAGCGGCAACUAAAACUAAUGAGGAGACCCAGCCUGUUGUAGAGAAUGCUGACGCAAAAGAAAAUAAAGAAGAGAAGAACGAUAAAGAGGCCCAGCCUGCGGAGAACAAAUCUGAGGUCAAAGAAGGGGAGAAAGAGGCAACUAAGGAUGCAGUACAAAAAACAGAAUCUGAGAAGACAGAGGCUUGCUCCGAUGCUAAGGCAGAACCUCAGAGCGCUGAACCUCCUGUAUCUAAGCAAGAGGAACCAACUGCUGCAACUCCUGCUCCAGCCGCCACUAGCGAAGGCUCUAAAGUCUCUGAGCCUACAACAGAGGCAAAAGCUUCCCAACCAUCAGAAGCACCAGCACCAAGUAAAGUAGAUGAAAAGAGCAAAGAGGAUGGGGAAGUGCAAAAGACUGAGGCUCCCUCUGCACCAGAGGUCAAAACGGAGACCGCUCCAGCCUCAGACUCAAAACCUAGCAGUGAGGCUGCUCCAUCUUCCGGGAAGUCUCCAGAACCUGAAGCAUCUAGUUCUUCUACUAAGGCCUCAGAGCCUGCAGGACCAGCUGAUGAAGUUAAAGCUGUUGACAUCCCAGCAGCUAAUUCUGAUCAAACCGUAGCAGUUCAAGAGUAAGAUGGACAGCCUGUUUGAAAUAACCACUUAAAACAACCUGCAAUGAUGUUUUUCUUUGUUUUUGAUUUAUAUAUUUUUUUCAGCCAUACUAACAAACUUGAUUUAGAUUUGAAAUAAGUACAUGUAAUGGCCAGAAACAAUAUAAAAUUCCAAAUAGUAUUUUUGUGGGGGAGAAAAUGUACAAUAUACACAUUCCACUAACUCUAUUAAUUAAUAGAUAAAUGAAACAAAAAAAAGUUUAAGAUGUUUGUGAGCAUUUUUUUUCUUUUUUUUUUACAUCAAAGCAGCAUCUGCAAAAUGAAAAGUCAAGAUACAAUAAUAUUGUUUUGUUCUCCCUUCUGCAAUAAGAUUGCAGGAGAAAUGUUUUUUGAAUUUGCCCAUAGGGCUUGUGCCAAGGCAAUCAAAUCUUUUUAGGAAAUUUUAUUUUCAUUUGCAGUCAUUUUUUUCUUUUUCUUUUUUUCUAAAUGCAGUAAAUAAUGGCCAAACGUUUCCAACCGAACCAACUUUAGCUGUCUCUUAUUCCUCUCCAGAUAUUUUGGAAGUAACAACAUCCUCAUUCUACUUAGUCUACCUAGAUUUCUCAUGAUGAAUUAAUGCAUGUCUGUGGUUGGGUGCACCUGUAGUUCUGUUUAUUGGUCAGUGGAAAUAAUAAUAAAAAAAAAGUCUGCGUUGAUUUGCAGUUCCAGUUUUUCUUCCAUUCUAUGUCACAGACACCAACACAACACUCAUUGGAAAGCAAGUAACUAAUAAAAAAUAAAAAAAUUUAAAAAAAAAUUGCAAAAUUAAAAAAGAAAAAAAAAAAAGGAAGAUGUAAAUGGAUGCUUUGAAAAUAUAUGUAAUUGUAUAAAUGGUGCAACAGUAAUAAAAGUAAAAUAAUUAAGAAACAAA
This is a messenger RNA of Pseudophryne corroboree (corroboree frog), 1768 nucleotides long. It is a transcript of the gene BASP1, whose product is annotated as brain abundant membrane attached signal protein 1. The transcript has 2 exons. Bases 167 to 880 code for a protein of 237 amino acids. Gene Ontology annotation, biological process: negative regulation of DNA-templated transcription. Gene Ontology annotation, molecular function: transcription corepressor activity; transcription cis-regulatory region binding. NCBI's taxonomy places the organism in Eukaryota, Metazoa, Chordata, Amphibia, Anura, Myobatrachidae. Gene Ontology annotation, cellular component: nucleus; cytoplasm. The record is from RefSeq and is a predicted model, not a curated record.